Molecule: messenger RNA, 1152 nt
Organism: Rhinocladiella mackenziei CBS 650.93
Lineage: Eukaryota; Fungi; Ascomycota; Eurotiomycetes; Chaetothyriales; Herpotrichiellaceae
Exons: 5
Coding region: 1-1152 (383 amino acids)
Source: RefSeq, a predicted model, not a curated record
AUGGCUCCCAAAUACGUCCCUACCAACACACUCUUGAAGAGUCUGAGCUACGCUCUCCGGGAGCACCAUCCGCAUUGUCCUACCAUAUUCCCCAUCAGACCAAAGACACGUCGUUCAGCGGCUACAUUCACGCACAGGCGUCAUGCCCAGGCUAUAUCGAUCCUCCCUACCGCGGUAGACAAGACCAGCGCAGACUUCAAGGACAAUAGCUCGCAACUGAGCGAGAUCAUGUCCAAGUACGCAAGCCUGCACCAGAAGAUCCCCCAGGGAGGACCAGACAAAGCCCGAAAGAAGCAUGUGGAAAGAGGCAAAAUGUUGGCAAGAGAUCGAGUCACGGCUCUCAUUGACCCGGCGGCCGCUGCUGCAAUGUCUCAUGGCCAUUCUCGAUGUUCAGAUGAGCUGCGCCCCGCGUCCGCAGCAAAACCCCUACCCUCCACUUGGCCAAUCGGUCCAGCUGCAGCCCACCCUUUCAGCCUGAUGCGGCUGGAAGCAUUGCCAAACGGAGGCUUUCGUCUGACCGAGAACCUCCCCGACAACGCGGUCCCUCUCUAUGCCAUCCUCUCACAUCGAUGGGAAAAUGAUGAUCAGGAAGUCACUUAUGGAGACAUGGUGAAAGGUUUGGGUCGAGACAAGGCUGGAUAUGACAAGAUCCAGUUCUGUGGAGAACAGGCGACCAGAGAUGACUUACAAUAUUUCUGGGUGGACAGUUGUUGCAUCGAUAAAUCAAACGAGGGUGAACAUCAGAAAGCUAACCAAUCCCAUGUUUCACUGCAUUGGGAAUUGGAUUUCCAGAACAGCAAAUGGUUCACUCGGGGCUGGACACUCCAAGAGCUGCUAGCCCCAGCUUCGGUCGAAUUUUUCUCUCGCAACCGCGCACGACUCGGUGACAAAGUUUGGCUACAGCAACCGAUUCAGCAGAAAACGGGAUUCAGCAUCAACGAACGAUUCUCAUGGAUAGAACGCCGCAAGACCACACUGGAAGAAGAUAAAGCGUACUCGCUACUGGGCAUUUUCGACGUCUCCAUCCCUAUUCGUUAUGGCGAAGGCAUAGCGAAUGCGUUCAAGAGGCUCGAAGAUGAGAUCAAUAAGCAGAUGAAGUGUAUCCGAGACUUACGCGUCACGGAUCCCCGCGAUGACAAAGAAACGGAUUGA